Vollenhovia emeryi is the source of this 1726-nucleotide messenger RNA. RefSeq lists its product as uncharacterized. NCBI's taxonomy places the organism in Eukaryota, Metazoa, Arthropoda, Insecta, Hymenoptera, Formicidae. The transcript has a single exon. The coding region runs from base 458 to 1360 and encodes 300 amino acids. The record is from RefSeq and is a predicted model, not a curated record.
UGUGAGGAAGCAAAAAUGUACAAUUUUUUAUAAAAAAAAAUUAGAAAGUGUAAAUAUAAAUUAAUAAGAGUCAAAAGUAUUUUGAUAUUGAACAAAGUUUUAAAUGAAUAAAUAUUAUCAGCCAAGUAAAUUGUGAGAACUUGAGAAUAUAAGAUCUUGAAAUUUUACGUUAAAUUUACUCUUAAAACUAAUAUAUGUGUCUCAUCAACAAUAAUAUAAGACUGAUAGUUGCGUUUACGUUCUCACACACAACUUUAACUUAUCUGUGUGCUGAAGAAACUCAAAAUAUUUAUAAGCGCUGCGGCACAUCUCAAGAAGAGAGAGUAGUCUUCUCUGAACGUAUAACAUCAGUUAUUAGCCGAAGUUGUAAGUGCGCUACGUUAGGGUAUAUUUUGACUGCAAUAGUGCAUAGAGAAUGUUGUAAUAUCGCAUCGCAAUAAUCAACAAAGGCCUAGUCAUGUUGGCGUUCAUCAUUCGCGGAGUGUUUCUGAUCAGCGUACUGGGCUGGUACAGCGCCACCGUCUGGAAGGUAAUCGACGGUUACUUCCAAGACCAGUUCCGCGCUUACUUGCAGGAAGAGUAUCGCAAGCAUCCGCGAAUCAAGGCCAACGUCGAGAGCGCCGGGGCUGUCGAUAAGGGGCCUGCUUCGAGCGCGUUGCCAGCCGAGUCGAGUUUGAGCAAGUCCGGCAUCGCGGAGACCUACGGUUCCAACGUGGUGAGCCCGGCCGACAUCGCAGACGCCUGUCCGUGUGCAAUCGCUCCGAGCGGGAGGCCGGAGGAAGCGGUGGCAGGUGGCACCAGCGAAAUCGCGGUCGCCGUAGGCGCCGGUGCCACUGAUAAAAAUACACUCGCAGCGAACGCGGUCCGAUCGGCGCAGGAAAGUAGGGAACCGUCGAGCGGGGACACGCGCGAUAAAGAACAGCGACCGGGUGCCAUCAAUCAGGACGGCGACCGCGAAGAGGAUACGAUCGAGGGGAGCGCACUUCCGCCCCCCGCGUCCGCGCGUCGUGCCGAGAAACCGCGACGUCGCCUCGGCGAGAAGAGACCAUUGCGUGCCUCGAAAGAGGUCUCGAGGGAGAUAUCGCGGGAAAAGCCGAGGAGUCCAAGAGUGAGCACGCUCGUUCUGACCGACGCCGAUUUUGCCGCCCCGAGGACCAGCGACGUCGAAGACGACGAUUUCGCAGAGUUCGAGGAGGAGGAGAAGAACCGAAGGGUCCGUAAAAAAGGGAUUCUCGUGUCGGAGCUGCCAUUCAAGCCCAGGGCGGAUAUCGGCUGCCUGGAUAGGGUCACCGCGGAAGAAUUUUGUCCUCUGACCUUGGAGGACGAGACUUCCUGCGGGGAAACCACCACGUGGCCGUGACUGCGCUUGACGAGCGCCGUCCCGGUGAAGUUGCAAGUAUUAGAUCGCACGGAAAAAGUCAUGCAUCAACAGCGGGGCAUCGAAGGGCUUAGGAACAUGCUGAGAAAGCUGAGGCAGAGGACUGCCACUGUUAUCAGAAUAAAUCUGUUCAAUUAGUCUCGCGUCUUUAUUAAGGACGAUGAUGAUGGAUGUUGGGCGAGGAUGUUUUACAUCUUGUCACGUUUUUAUUGGUGUAUUGCAGUUUAUUCAGUUCACAAGUUGAGUAGGGUGAAAUAAGGUUGUGGCGGAUAAUCGUAGUUUUAAUCUAAAACAAUGUGUCACUACCUUUCUAUUAGGCAGAAUUAAAUCUUGAUUCGAUAUAACUAA